Molecule: messenger RNA, 2176 nt
Organism: Paramacrobiotus metropolitanus
Lineage: Eukaryota; Metazoa; Tardigrada; Eutardigrada; Parachela; Macrobiotidae
Product: caspase-8-like
Exons: 7
Coding region: 430-1953 (507 amino acids)
Biological process (GO): proteolysis
Molecular function (GO): cysteine-type endopeptidase activity
Source: RefSeq, a predicted model, not a curated record
CCAAACCAAACAGAAACUAGCACAAGAGACCAUUCUUAUCUCCAGCUCGAACAUUUGGUCAGGAGAUCUCGUUCUGAAGUAUCCUAAUCUUUGGCAUUUUGCGAUGCUUUUUGAAGUUUGGUGAAUUGCAUUUUCUAUAUUUUAACGUUGACACAUUACAAUUAUACAACUUGGAUUUGGUGCUAAUUUUGCAGAUUACAUCACACUUUGAAACUCAUGCAGGGAUCUGUUUCUGUAGUCUGGUGAUUGUUGUACGCUCUGCAGGUUCAAUACAACUCUUGCAACUUUGCUUAUCAUUAUGUUCACCGAUUACCUAGGCGAAUAAUGGUUUCGUAGCGAGUGCUCUACAGCUGUGUACUGACCAGUGAAUUUAUUGCUUAUUCUCCAAUUGUUUGAACUGGCUGAUUGAAAUACCUGGCUACGAUUGGCAUGGAGUAUGAUGAUGGGAUCAUCGAGCCGGAUGCUGGCACACCACAGAUCUCCCAAUCAGGCAGUGGUGAUGGACGGUCUGUCACACAGACCAGAUACCCGUGGGAAAAAGCCUCCAGUAGCUCCGCUCAAAACGAAAACGAUAACAGGACCACGAACUUACAGGAUCGCUACGGGGAUGGCGUUGAUCCAGUUAAUUGGUUAGCGAAGCUGACUGUGAUGCUUGCCAAUGAUAAUUGCUCGCGUACGGGAGUCUCUGAAGAGUUGCGUGGAAUCUUGAAGGACGAAAUUGUCGUCAAAUCUCUUAAUUUUCCACAGAAAUUUCUUCAGCGCCUUGCAGAUCUGAAAGUGAUUUCUGAAGACUUUCAUGGCGAAUUGCAGUUAAUGGAAGCCAACUCAGAUUCUCUUCGGGAGGCUUUUUGGAACUACUUGAUUCGCAGGGAUUUGAUGCCAGUGUUGAACUUCACUAAAGCUUUGUAUGAAGACGAAAAAUACGAACCCGUUGUGAGGAUUGUGGACUUCAUAAGGAAACGCAAGCUGCUUGAUGGGCCUGCUAAACCGACUCCUCGAUCAUCUGAAGAAAGCGUGUGGGUGACCGACGGUGCGGACGUCCAGGUUCGACCGGGAAAAUACCAAGGUGGAUCUCGGGUGUACCGUAUGGCGUCAAAUCCGCGAGGUCAUGUGUUGAUAAUCAACAAUGAGAACUUCGAAAAGAGUGGUGUUUUUACGGAUCGCCUUGGUACUCAUGUUGAUGGGGCCAAACUGGCGCGUCUGUUUGAGCGACUUUCCUUUAAACUGUACCAGGGAAGGCAGUUCCGGGACUUGACAAGAAAGAAAAUGGCGGAACUGGUCAGCGAUUUCGCUCUUUAUGAAGACCAUCAGAACGUGGACGCAAGUGUCGUUUGCAUACUCUCUCACGGAGAUGAAAAAGGUAUCAUGGGUAUCGAUGGAGAACCGAUUACCGAUGCCCAGAUACGGUCCUAUUUCACCGCUGACAAUUGUCCGCAUCUAGCUACAAAGCCGAAAAUCUUUUUGUUUGUGGCUUGUCGAGGAUCGUUCAUCGAUAAUGGGCAAGCUGUGCAGGCCUCACUUCGGCACGGCAUUAGAAGUGCCGGAAUGGAGCUUAGAUCUAACAUCGAUGUGAGGGCCGACGGUGUAACCGGUAGCGGCACGGAUUUCCAUAUUUCUUCUGAAGUUAAGGUUGGCAACGAUCUUGUCCCUGUUAUGGAACUGCGCCACCAGCCACCCACCUCCAAAAAUAAAAUUCCCAAUAACGUGGACUUCAUAAGUGUAUAUGCAACUGUUCCGGGGUAUCGAUCUCUGCGCGACAUUGACAAAGGCACCUGGUUCGUCCAGGAUUUUGUUAAUGUUAUCUCGGAAGAAGCUUAUCUGAAUGACUUCGCGACAAUGGUUUGCGAGGUAAAUAAUCGUCUCAGCGAACGCGUAACGAGAGAUGGUGAAAAGCAGUCAUUGAUGGUUUCCACUACACUCCGUCGCAACUUGUUUUUUAAUCCUGGAUUCUGACGGUGUGAUGUUAUAACUUGACAGUGUUAUAAAUGUAAUUCGGGAGCUGUUAUUUUACAGCUCUGGGCCUUGUCUUUUUAAAGCUUUAUAAUGUGAUGGCGAAAAGUGAAUUUUGGAUUGCAUUACUUGAAUGUUUAAGUUCUGCAUGCUAAUUGUUUCUUGAUGCUUUUGCAUAAUCUAAGUGUUUGGUUUUCGCACGUUUGCUUGUAUAAUAAAAACUUGU